AUGGUGAGGCUCGCCCCCGCGAAGGCCGUGGUGAAAUCCAUCCUCGACAGCGUCUGGUUCAACGUCAUCACGGGCUUCCUGACGACGUUCGCGCUCUUCGGCGACGACGUGCGCAUCAUGGCCUUCACGGGCGAGGGCAGCGCGGACCUCGCCUUUAGCAUCAUCAACCUCUUCACCAUGUUCUGGUUCGUCCUCGAGAUCAUCGGCAACUCCUUCGCGAAGAACGACUACUUCAACGGCUUCUACUUUUGGCUCGACAUCGUGUCGACGGCGUCGAUGAUCUUCGACAUCAAGUGGUUCGACCCGGGCGCGGAGAACGGCGCGGGCAUCGCGCGGACGGGCCGCGUGUCCAAGGCCGCCAAGGGCGCGCGCGUCGUCCGCAUCGCGCGGCUCCUGCGCCUCGUCCGCAUCGUGAAGUUCUUCAAGAUGAAGAAGAACAUGGAGGGCGAGGAGGAGGAGGACGACGACGACGAGGACGACGAGAUCGCCCAGCGCCAACCGUCCAAAGUCGCCAAGAAGCUCACGGAGCUGACGACGCGCAAGAUCAUCAUCCUGCUGCUGGCGAUGGUCGCGGUCUUCCCGUUCUUCGACGAGCCCUACGCGCAGGUCGGCCAGGACACGGUGGGCCAGUAUCGCGCCCUGGGCAUCGAGAACAUGGACUACCUCAAGCCCGACAUCCCGACGUGGAUGGACGGCGCGGGCUACGACGGCCAGGUCGGGUCCCAGUACUGCUUCACGUACAUGGACCUUUUCUGCAUGAACUUGCGGACCUUCGUGUCGCGCAUGGGCAAGAUCCGCUACAUGCGCCUCGACAAGCUCAACGAUUUGUACGGCUGGCGCAUCUCCGACAACGGCAAGGACCUGGCCUACGCGGGCUACCCGAUCACGAACCCGCGGACCAUGGUCUACUUCGACACGUCGGAGAUGGCCAAGUUCGAGGCCAUGCUCAACAUGCUCCGCAUGAUCGCCGUGAUGAUCGUCCUCAUGACCGCGGUCAUCGUCUUCACGCAGGACGCGACGGAGCUCGUCGUCGGCCCCAUCGAGCGCAUGAUGACGCUCGUGCAGCGCCUCGCCGAGAACCCCCUGGGCGACCUGUCGCGGAAGAAGAAGACGGACAUCGACCCGAGCGACGAGACCUACCUCCUGGAGCAGACGCUCACGAAGAUCUCGGGCCUGCUCCAGGUCGGCUUCGGCGUCGCGGGCGCGGAGGUCAUCUCCAAGUCCAUGUCCACGGAGGCGGGCGCGGGCAUGAACUACAUGCUCCCGGGGAAGCGCAUCACGGCCGUCUUCGGCUUCGCCAUCAUCGAGGACUUCACCGUGACCUGCGGCGCGUUGGAGGAGGAGGUGUGCACGUACAUCAACACGAUCGCGUCCGUCGUCCACGAGGGCGCGCACAGCUUCCACGGCGCGCCGAACAAGAACAUCGGCUGCGCCUUUUUGAUGGUCUGGAAGAUCUGCGACGGCGGCGAGGUCGUGCGCAACGUGCCGCCCCUGGAGAUGGUCGAAUCCGCCCUCGCGUCCUUCCUCAAGGUCCAGGUCGACCUGCACACGGCGAACAAGGCGACGGGCAGUCUCGACAAGUUCAACAAGCACCCGAAGAUCGUCGCGGAGUUCGGCGACGACCAGCACGUCCACAUGGGCUUCGGGCUCCACAUUGGCUGGGCCAUCGAGGGCACCAUCGGCUCCAAGUUCAAGAUCGACGCGUCGUACCUGUCGCCGAACGUGAACACGUCCGCGCGCCUCGAGGCCGCGACGCACAUGUACCAGUGCCCGCUACUGAUGUCGGGCUUCUUCAUCGACGAGAUGUCGCCGGCGUCGCGGUCCUUCUGCCGCAUGGUCGACGUCGUCUCCGUCAAGGGCUCGAACGUGCCGCUCGAGCUCUGGACGUUCGACGUGUCGUUCUUCCCGGAGAACUCGCUCCAGCCGACCUUCGGCGACGACAUGGGCCAGCUCCCCGUGGACUUCGCCAACGACCUCUACUACCGCGAGCUCCAGAAGGGCAUCGACCCCCUCUUCAUGCAGAAGUUCAACGACGCGAUCCAGGAGUACGUCGCCGGCGACUGGAAGCAGGCCAAGCUCCACCUCGUCGAGUCGCUGAAGCGGUAUCCCGAGGACGGGCCCUCCAAGACCCUCAUGCGCGUCCUCGCCAAGGGCUCCUUCACGGCGCCCCCGGACUGGAAGGGCUUCCGCGCGCUCACGUCCAAGACCUAG
Molecule: messenger RNA, 2211 nt
Organism: Aureococcus anophagefferens
Lineage: Eukaryota; Pelagophyceae; Pelagomonadales; Pelagomonadaceae
Exons: 3
Coding region: 1-2211 (736 amino acids)
Biological process (GO): intracellular signal transduction; cyclic nucleotide biosynthetic process
Source: RefSeq, a predicted model, not a curated record